AUGUUGGCCAUGGCCGACUACGCGAAGCUGAACUUCGGUGGGCUGCUACCCAGUGGAAACGAGUCCUCGCACGGCGUGGACAUGCCGAAAAGCAUGUCGGUCUUGCUGGGAGCAGACUACGGCAAGCUUCUGGUGAACAGGGAAAAUCCUCAGUUUGAUCACUGCUUUUACUCAGAGGAAGAGAUUUUCCUUGAUGCCGCGAAGAGCCCCCCCUGGUCGAACGGCCAGUCGGUGCUUUUUGCAACCUGCCGCACAGGGCCCUGGUACGCGGACGUUCUGCUCACAGACGAGUUCCGGAAGAAGCUCCGUGAGUCCUCUCCUCUCAUGAGGCAGAAGGUCCCCCACUUUGAGGGCGCGCUGAAAGAGGGUGGCAAGAUCACCGUCGCUAUGCAUGUCCGUCGCGGAGACCUGGAAACGGGCUCCUGGCGGGCAGUCCCAGACGAAACGAACUAUCGCAUCAUCGAUAGGAUCAAGUCUGCAUUCGACAAUGUUGACUUCCAUGUCUACAGCUCUACAGAAGGGAAGCACACGGAGUCUGAGUUCGAUGGCUACCGCAAUCGCGGCGUGAGCGUCCACCUUGAUGGAGAAGUUGAUGAAGACUGGGCCCACAUGGCUCAGGCCAGAGAUUCAGGUGUAGAGUUUUUUGGUUUAGUGUUUCGGGUUUUGGGGUUUGGGCAUCAGUUCAGGGAUUUCGGGGUUGAUUGUGCUUGA
Symbiodinium necroappetens is the source of this 711-nucleotide messenger RNA. The record is from the annotation of a GenBank genome assembly. Lineage: Eukaryota; Dinophyceae; Suessiales; Symbiodiniaceae.